AUGCGGAACGCAAUCUUCUUCAACCCGAUUCCACGACAAGUAUAUUACCUGAGGAGUACGUCAGUAUUGUCUUGGGUGCAUUCAGGGGCUGGCCUGCAGGUGAAGUGGAACUGUGGAGCGUAUGGUGGGAUGGAAAGAGAAUCGAACUUGAACCUUGUCCACGAACUUGGACACGAGAUUUUUCCGCAGACGAAAAGCCUCCUAAUUACCACAUUUUGGACUAUUCGUAUUUUCGUUGGUACGAAUUUAAGUGGCCUGUUAUGCAGGAACACAUUGGACUGGUCG
This is a messenger RNA of Dicrocoelium dendriticum, 285 nucleotides long. The record is from the annotation of a GenBank genome assembly. NCBI's taxonomy places the organism in Eukaryota, Metazoa, Platyhelminthes, Trematoda, Plagiorchiida, Dicrocoeliidae.